This is a messenger RNA of Postia placenta MAD-698-R-SB12, 1274 nucleotides long. RefSeq lists its product as hypothetical. NCBI's taxonomy places the organism in Eukaryota, Fungi, Basidiomycota, Agaricomycetes, Polyporales, Adustoporiaceae. The coding region runs from base 67 to 1224 and encodes 385 amino acids. The transcript has a single exon. The record is from RefSeq and is a predicted model, not a curated record.
GCGAACAAGCGUGCUGAAGAAGCCGAGCGCACGCAGAAUGAGCUGCGCGGCGAGGGAGUUGGGCUGAUGCGUUCUCUCGACGAGAUGCGGAACAAAGUCAUCGAGCUGACAGAUGAAAAGGUUAACCUUGCCGAGCGGGUCGACGGCCUGGAGGGCGCUUUGCAGAACCGUGACUCAAUCAUCGCACAGCUGGAGUCCACUGUGGAGGAGCUGCGAAGUGAGCAGGACCACGUUCGCAAAGAAUGUGAUGAGGUUGCUGCUACUCUGGAGAAGGAGCGGGCGUUCUCCAAUCAGAACUCCUCAGAACUGCAGCAGGCAUAUACUCAGUUGCAACAUGAGCUUGAGGAGACGCGGAAGCUCAUCCAAGAGCUGGAGGCUGAACGCACCAACUACCACGAAAUGGCAGACCAUCAUUUCGCAGAAGUCAACCGCCUGACGUCCACCUUGGAAUCGCACAUGGACCAGCUCUCUUCUCUUCGCCAUGAGCUCGAGGAGCGCGAACGGGACGAGAGCGAAGUGCGGGAGUUCCUGGAGCGAGCUCAAGGCGAAACGGAAGCGCUCCGUGCAGAGCUGGCGGCGAAGAACGACGAACUCGAGCGCCUUCGGGUUGCAGCAUCUACGCCUACCAGUCCUGGACAGCACUCUCUGGACGAGGAGAUGCUCAGCGCGCUCAAGCAACAGCAUAUCCUCGAACUGUCAGCCGCCCAGUCUCAUAUUCGCACCUUGGAGACGUCCGUAUUUGAGGCCGAAGCGAAUGCCCACGCGUUGCAGAGGCAGAUCACCGCCCUGGAGGACCAGCUUGUGCAUGUCCGCUCCUCAUCCAGGACGUCGCAACGGUCCCCUGUGCCUCAUCGCCCUUCCAGUCGCCCAGUCGACUACUCCGACGAGUUGCGGCGGGCAUCUUUCGCGUCACAUAAGCCUUCUCACCUUGCAACGCCGAUAUCGUCAACAUUUGAGGGUCUAUCCUCUGAAGCGUUGCACAAGCGGCGUGUCAGCUUGAGUAUGCUGAAGGCUCGUAUCGACAGCGAGGUGGCAGCAUCUAGUGCAACAACGCGGUCAUUCCCCAAGGGCUCGUCUCCGGCCUCCAAGACUUCUGCAUUCCCCACUGUCGCUGAACCAUCCUCCUCGCUGGACUCGCCUUGGCUCACCAAGAAGCUGCAGUUCAUGGACGAUUCCCACAUAUUCUGGUGCCACUGCUGUCAGGGUGAUCUUGUCAUUCUAUAGGACUGGAUAACUGUAUAUAUACACAGGAGUGGAUUGUAUGCCCAGCUAUG